Messenger RNA from Bradysia coprophila, 3801 nucleotides. RefSeq names its product zinc finger protein klumpfuss (gene klu). Gene Ontology annotation, cellular component: nucleus. Gene Ontology annotation, biological process: regulation of gene expression. The record is from RefSeq and is a predicted model, not a curated record. Lineage: Eukaryota; Metazoa; Arthropoda; Insecta; Diptera; Sciaridae.
CUUGUUGUGUAGUGUCGGUUCAUACUCGGGGCCGGCAAGAUCGUUACAAAAUAGUUAGUAGACUGUAUUCACGUGGUAUUGUAUAUUGUGUGUUAGAUGAAUAAUCUUCAAUUAAUUUUUUUUUGAAAUGUCAAUUAAUUAUGUUAACGGGUUCACGUUCGUUAUUUUGUUAAAACCAUACUUCGUUGUACAAGACGAUGCAAUAACAUUUUUCGGUUAAUAAAUAAACGGAUUAUUGGUAGCCAUCGGUGAUUGAUUUGAAACGAUUCGUUGUGGAAAUUGUAAAUGGCUUGAAUUUAAUUUUCAAAACUGUGUUUUUUCGAUGUACUGUUGUUUACUUCUUUAUAUGUUUGUUUGAUGAGAUGAACUUUAUGUUUUAACAAAAGGAGAAAAAAAAGGAAAACUAAUUUAUUGUUAAAAUUAUCAGUUAACGUUUUGAUGUUUACAAAUAUAUGGACAAAUGUGUUGGAAAUGAAUGUGCAUAUUAGGUGCGCCGAUUAAAUGAAUAUUGUGAAUCACAUCACAUGGUAUAUAACUAAAACUGUUUAACUUCGAGCAAUAACACUCUUGACACAAAAGACAUCAACAAUUAAGUUAUAGAAAAGAAAGGAUUUCCUAUAAUAAUAACAAAAUAUAAAAAAAAACUGCAAAGCAAUAGAAUAUUUACAUUUUCAACAUUUUCAGCAUUUAAACAAUUUUUCUCAAAUUAUAUUUCCAUAAAAUAUAAAAUUACCAAAUAAUCGAAACGCUAGAAUUUUACAAUUUUACUACAUAACUUUAACGUACCUUCUCUUAGCUUGGAAAAUAUUGUUAAAAAUAAAUAAAUUACACUCAAAUAAAAAUUAAUUUAACGUGAAAAUGCUCAUUAUUACAAUGGUAAAAACAAAAUUAAAAUAGCAAAAACAAAAACAAAAAGUUAUUAUACAGAAGAAAAAAAACUCUAUUUUUAUACAUUUUCAUAUAUAAAGUAUAUCGGUCGAAGAUAAAUCUACUAUAUAUUAUAUAUGAAACCAUUAUUACAACACCAGUUAAAUGAAAGACUUAAACAAAAAUAUUUAAAUAUACGACUAUAUCUACACAGCAUAAAGAUUAAAAAUUAUUAAAGAAGAAGCAGAAGGAAAAAAAAUAAAUAAAAUAAAAGUUAUUAUUGAAACAACGUGUCUUAAUAAAUUAAAAGUGAUAAAAAAUUUUUAACAACAAUUUUUCUAUAAUAAUUUAUGAGAAAAUAUAAUAAAAGUGAAAUCCAAAUGUGCUAAAAAUUAAAAUGUUACAAUAUUUUGUGUUUGACGACAAAAUUAUGGUUUUAUUAAUUGAAAGCUAAUGAUUAAAAAUAAUAGUCGUGUUUGGAAGCUGUGUCUGUGAGUCUUAUUGGCGAACAAGUGAAGCUGAAUUAUACAACAUUCAAUGCAGUAAGCAAGGAAAAGGAUUAUCAACAAAUUGGAAUUACGUUAUCAUCGCCACAGCAUUUUCUUGGAACGGAUUCUACCAACGACAUAGGAACAUUUUCGAAAGCUGUUUAUAACGCGAAAAUAUAAAAAAUAAAAGAAAUUCUCACAUCAAAAUUGAUUCCGUUCAACACAACGCCAUCACCAACGCAACGUACCCCAUGACGAUGGCCGAGGGUAAUGACCCAAUGGGGCACAAAAAACCAGAAACCCAACAGGUAAAUAACAAUCAUCCGUACAUGAUCAACAAUAAUAUGCCGUGGAAACAGCGGAAGCGAAAACGAUUGUCAGCCGUGCUGGACAAAUUGCAUACAAACAAUGGAAACGAUCCAGCAAUUCACAAUAAUAAUCAGGGUGAACCAAGUAUUAAUUACAAAUGUGAAUCGAAAUCCAGUGAUACCGAGGACACCGAUAACGAUGCCUACUCGAAUCUGGCCAGUCCAGUAGUAGCUAGUAAUGUUAGCCCGUUGCUGCUAAAAAUCGACGAAAACACGUUGAACGUACAAAUACCACCGGAUUUACGGAGUCCUGCACACAGAUACUUUCCAAUGCCUUCACCCCUCUUCGAAUACUAUUUACAAACGAAAUAUUUACCGGAAAUAUUUCGGAUACGAAACAAUUUGUACAUUCAGUCACAAAUGGCUGAUGCUCCACCUCAAGAAUUUCCAUUGGAUUUGUCGAUGAAAGGGCAAAAAAUUAGUAUUCCGAAUAGUUUAGGAACGGUACUGACGACGCAUCGACCGACCAAUCACUAUCAUCAUGGGAGCGUCGGCGUACCGGUUGUGAAAGGUGAUGUUGCAUCGCCAACAACAAAAGAAUCCGUAGCCUGGCGAUAUAAUCUCGAUGUUUCGCCGGUCGUUGAAGAAAUGCCUCCUGGAUCGGAUGUUGCAUACGUGUGCCCCGUUUGCGGACAAAUGUUCAGUCUACAUGAUCGACUAGCAAAACAUAUGGCGUCCAGGCACAAAAGCCGAACGAACACAACCGAUAUAUCGAAAGCUUAUGUGUGCGAAGUGUGUAAUCGUUCGUUCGCUCGCUCCGAUAUGCUCACCAGGCAUAUGAGACUGCAUACGGGCGUCAAACCGUACACUUGUAAGGUGUGUGGCCAGGUAUUUUCCAGAUCUGAUCAUUUGUCAACGCAUCAACGUACCCACACCGGCGAGAAGCCGUACAAAUGUCCGCAAUGUCCAUACGCAGCAUGCAGGCGUGACAUGAUUACCAGACAUAUGCGAACCCAUGCUCGAUAUGAUGCACAACGUUUGGCCGAACAGCAGAAAGCCGUAGGCAAUGUAACCGUCAAAUCAGAAUAUCAGAGUCCGCAGUAUUUGGAGCAGAAACCGUUGAUAUUACCAAACAAUGUGGUGUUGAAGCAAGAAUAUGAAAGUGAAAUGUCGUCACCGUCAAACAGUGGUUUACGAGCUGAUCAAAUUAGUAAUGUACAAGCUGGAUCGUUAUUACCAAAUGCUAUUGUAAAAACGGAAAGCACAAUGCUUAGAAUUCAAUAAUUUAUAAAAAUGAACGAAGACUGAAUCAUAACGUUAAGAUAUGUUAAUAGUUUUUGCGGUUUUAGUUGACGCUGUUCCGGGAAUGUUUUUGGGGGCAGCUCAUUUUUGUUUGUUUGGUUGUCUUUGUUUAGCCGGUAGAAUUUCUGAUUAAAUUAAGGAUUUUUACUUUGUCAAUUACAAUCCCAUUCCUAAAUUAUUCUUUUUAAGAAUCUUCCUUUUCGUUCAAGGUUGUGACACUAUUUUUUAUACCUUUUAGGAAUGUAAGUAAUUUAUCAAAUUUCGAACACAAACAAUUAAGUGGAUAUUAUAAGUAGAUCGUAAGUUUGGUUGAGAACUGAAUGUUAAAAUAUUAUCAGUCAUAUUGUGCGCUUUUAAACGUUUUUGUUCAUUUUAAAAAUGAAGUAAAAUUUUGAUUUCUUAUUUCUUAGAGUUAAACCUAAUUUAUUGUCCACUGAAAAACGGAAUCCUAUAACGUCUCACUGAUGCAGAACUGUUGUAGUACCAUCGAAAGUGUUGUUAAUCGGAUUGUGACUCAAAUAUUUCAAGCCUUUAAUAUUACCAGAACACAGAAAGUUUCAAAGCCCCUUUUUUGUAAAUAGGUACAUCAUCCAAAAAAUUGACACCGUAAGUGAGCUUCAGAAUUUAAACUGUGAUUGCAUUUGUGAAUGAACAAAUGAAUUACAAACUCAAUUUCAAUGUGCUCUAAUAUGAGAAUAUCGCGAACUGGACAAGUUCAAAGCUGUCUUUGUUUAAUCAAUUGUCAUUUCAACCUGUCGCAUACGGAUAUUCAUCUUUUAUCGAUAACGACGUCCUUUAUAUAGUAAAAUACAUGUUAAACAAAUUGAAGUACAAGA